Messenger RNA from Caenorhabditis remanei, 327 nucleotides. RefSeq lists its product as uncharacterized. The transcript has 2 exons. The record is from RefSeq and is a predicted model, not a curated record. Lineage: Eukaryota; Metazoa; Nematoda; Chromadorea; Rhabditida; Rhabditidae. The coding region runs from base 1 to 327 and encodes 108 amino acids.
AUGGAUCAAUUGCUCGAUGUGGAAACGCUGAAGAAGCUGUCGCCUGAACAGCAAGAGCAAGUGAUCUCCGGAGUCAAACAGCAGGCUGCCCUCGCCAACGCGCAGAAUCUUGUCACAGAUAUUUCGGAAAAGUGCACGAACAAAUGCAUCACAGCCCCAGGAAGUUCGUUAGCAAGCGGAGAGAAACAAUGCCUUCAGAGGUGCAUGGACCGUUUCAUGGAAUCGUGGAAUCUUGUCUCACAAACUCUCCAAAAGCGUCUUCAGGAAGAAAUGGCAUCAUCAGGUGGAAUGGGCGGUGGAUUCGGUCAAGGACCAUCUUUCUCGUGA